Molecule: messenger RNA, 387 nt
Organism: Miscanthus lutarioriparius
Lineage: Eukaryota; Viridiplantae; Streptophyta; Magnoliopsida; Poales; Poaceae
Source: the annotation of a GenBank genome assembly
AUGCGGACGCUAGGCUCUAACACGGUCACUGCAGAUCGAUCUACAAUCCCUCCGUCCACGACUUGUGACUCUGUGGCUGCGGCUGGUACAGAAUCUGCCCUGCCCACACAUAAUGAACCUACUAUUGUUCCGACUCCCAUCCAAGGAUCAGAACAUGUGCAACAGACUGUACCAGACAGUGUAUUGUUGAGCAAACAGAAGAGUAUCCAACCUAGUCGCCUCACUCGCAGCGCCAACAGAUCACUUUUUCCAAAUGAUAAAGAUAGUAAUGAGACAGUGACAUUUAUUACAUCACAAACACUGAGGAAUACUGCUGCAAAUAAAAAGCUACAAUGCAGAAAGAAAGGAGGAAAGGAAGAUCAACUUGAGGGAGUCUUGGCAAGCUGA